Messenger RNA from Caenorhabditis bovis, 726 nucleotides. The record is from the annotation of a GenBank genome assembly. NCBI's taxonomy places the organism in Eukaryota, Metazoa, Nematoda, Chromadorea, Rhabditida, Rhabditidae.
AUGGACGGCCAACAACCGCCAGAGUCGCCACCAAACUCGCCCAACUGUGAGAAAGAAGCGGCGAGUUGCAUUUGCUCAUCAGUGCCAAUCGCGCUAUCGGCUAACACACUCGCGGACACUUUGAAAGUAUCGCCGCUUUACAAACAACAAGACUCUGCUCGUUGGACGGCUGCUGCUCAAGUCUACCGUUCAUCACGAGCUGUUUCUCCAACCCAAGACGAGAAGUUUUCAUUCGAUGGUCCGCCGUCUGAGUUGAUUAAUCAAAUCAAAACGCCGCGCGUUGGUGCAGCCAGAACCCCAUUAUCACUUGAAGAUAUUGCUGAAAUCAAUAGAAAACGUCAUGGCAAAGAAGGCGGUAUAAUUGCCCCAUCGAGCGAUGCGGGACCAUUGGAGCUAGAGGCGAUCGCUGCCGUUCACGAAUUAGCUCAUGAAGUCGAGAAUAUUUGUGUAUCGGAAAUGCUUCCAAGAACCAGCGACUUGAUUUUUGUGAAUGUGAAAACACAAGAAGGUGCUCCCUACACGUUAGAAUUAACAAUGAAAGGUUGGCGGAUUGCUUCGACUCAUACCGAUUGCAUGAAUGGCGACUACACUCGGAUUGAGCUUCACACAAAGUAUUUCCAAAAUGCCCGUGAAUUGCUCAAGUUUAUUUCUCCGGAUCAUGCGACGAAAUUCAAUGAAUGUCUCGCGAAACGCCUUCAACAGAUUGCUGAGAUUUCCGCACAAUAA